This is a messenger RNA of Aspergillus bombycis, 888 nucleotides long. RefSeq lists its product as uncharacterized. The transcript has 6 exons. NCBI's taxonomy places the organism in Eukaryota, Fungi, Ascomycota, Eurotiomycetes, Eurotiales, Aspergillaceae. The coding region runs from base 1 to 888 and encodes 295 amino acids. The record is from RefSeq and is a predicted model, not a curated record.
AUGAGCCAGACUCUCUUCGACGCGGAGGAUUGGCCUCUCCCGCCUGCCCGACGAGAAAGUACCAUCUCGUCUUCGACCCAGUCCUCAUCCUCUAGUUUCGUGUCAACCUCAUUUUUCCCUCUUCCUCCCAUCAGCCCCGCCACAUCGUCUCCGGGAAGAUCGCGGCAGGCGUCAUGCCAGUCGUUGUACGAUGAAGUAGCUCGAUUACCACUAAACCCUGCUGUGACGAUCUCAUUCGUCCGAAGUCACAAACUUUUCAAACUUCGAUACACAUAUAUUGAUAUUCGCAAAGAUGCCACAGGAAGUUUAAGGGCCCUGGAGCUGGGAGGAGCGGUUGGCCAACAGGCGCCCUUUGUGCACACCUUCAACACCACAAAAAUUCCCGUCCCGCAUCUCGAACACCCCAAGCUGCCCAACGAACCCUCUCUAAGAAUUUCCUUCAUGGAGGAGCAGACCAUCCAGACCGCCCAUACUGUUUUCACAUCACAGUUAUCUUACACCUUUGAGGAUUGGAACGAUUGCGUGCAGUUUCAAGAGCUCAUACUCGCCGCCAAACUCGUUUUCAUUGCCGGGAUUGCCGAAGCCAAAUCGAAAGGUCGUGGAGAAGAAUGCAUCAGCCAGAAUCUACGCAUUCUGCGCGGGUAUAACGGCAAACAAGUCAUACUAUUUUUCGCCAAUUCGCAGCGAAAGGAGUUAAAGCGCUAUGUCUCUGUUCCUGUGAAUUGCGUCGAAAGUGUCCAACCGCCGAAAAAGGCCGGGCGGCCGGUUGUGCUACAUCUUCUACCAAAUUUCGACUACCUUUCCCAAAUGAAAAGUCUCCAGAUCCAUUUCUUAGACCACGGAGAUGGCCUGGCCUUCUGUCAAUUCCUGGCAGACCACGCAAAAUAA